GAAUUUAACGUCGUGUUUGUCCCAUCGGCUCGAAAGAGCUUCGAAUCGGAUUUAACUGCAGUUCAUUCUCGAUAUUUGUUGGGAAACUAUAUUUUAUGGAUUUUUCAAAAAUGGAAAUUUCUGUUUGGAAUUCGAGCAACAAAACUGAUCGUUUCGUCCCAUCGGUGUUUUCCAUUUCGAUGGAGGACAGCAGUUGGAUAGUCUCGAGUUCUUUUAUUAUUUUCACGAUGCAAACGGGUUUUGGAAUGCUGGAGUCCGGCUGUGUUUCUCUGAAGAACGAAGUGAACAUCAUGAUGAAGAAUGUGGUAGACAUAUCCUUGGGGGGACUGACCUACUGGGCAUUCGGUUAUGGGAUGAGUUUUGGGCUUGAUGCCCCAACAAAUCCCUUCGUGGGGACAAGUGGAUAUCUUCUGGAUCCUCUGGUAUCCGAUGAACUCAUGGGCCAAAUGUGUGCAGCUUUUCUCUUUCAGUUGAGUUUUGCCACAACUGCAACGACAAUUGUCAGUGGUGCCAUGGCUGAGAGAUGUAACUUCAAGGCGUAUUGCAUAUUCUCUUUUCUCAAUACUGUCGUGUAUUGUAUACCCGCUGGAUGGGUCUGGGGAGAUCAUGGAUUUCUCAAUCAUUGGGGGGCGGUUGAUAUCGCAGGAUCUGGAACUGUUCACCUGGUGGGUGGAGUUUCAGCCUUGGCCUGUGCGAUGAUGCUGGGCCCAAGGUUGGGAAGAUACGAUGAUGGGUUCGAUGCUCUACCCCUGGGCAGUCCUGUCAAUGCCAUCCUGGGUUUGUUCGUCCUGUGGUGGGGCUGGUUAGCCUUCAACAGUGGCUCUUCUUAUGGUGUCACUGGGGAUAAAUGGAAGUACGCAGCCAGGGCGGCAGUUUCUACGAUGAUGGGGAGUAUGGGUGGGGGCCUGGUGGGCCUUGGAUUCAGCCUGGCUAGUCCCAAGGGCAUCGACAUCCUCAGCCAGAUAAACGGAAUUCUCGGAUCUCUAGUGGCUGUCACUGGAGGUUGCUUUCUCUUUCGAACAUGGGAGGCUGUCAUCGUGGGGAUGAUCGGGGGUUUUUUUACGUGUGUCACGAUGCCAAUCGUCGACAGAAUGAGAAUCGAUGAUCCUGUUGGAGCUUUUGCUACCCACGGAAUUUCCGGGGCCUGGGGAAUGAUCUCCAUUGGAUUAUUUGCUGAUGAUCCUAAACCUCUGGAGACAACUGGGGGUAGGAGGGGUCUUCUCAAGGGUGGAGGGUGGUAUCUCCUGGCAAUUCAAUGUCUCACUGUUCUUUGCUUGAGUACUUGGUCAUUUAUCACAUCGUGGAUUAUCCUCUGGUUUGUUGAUUCAGUAAUUCCCAUUCGAAUGCCACAGCACGAGGAACUGCUCGGGGCUGAUCUAGUCGAACAUCAAGUGAAGCACUCAAAGAUUGGAGUUUCCAGGGCAAUGUCAGCUCUGAAACCCUUCUCCAGGCACAGUCGGCUGCAGGAGGUGCCUUCGGUAGGAUUAAAUCCUGGGCACGAGUCCUAUUUGGAGAAAUAUAUAAAAACGAAGAAGCUCAAUAAAUUAUUGAAGCUUAUGCACUUAAAAAAGGAGAAGCAGAAAAUUCAUGUGGACCUCAGGACCAUCCAGACACCACCUGGGUCUAUCAGUGUUCUCCCUGUGGCCUGGCAUAAUUAACUUCCUCCUCUCCAAUAUUGCCUAAUGUCUAACUAAUUAUUUAAUGAAUUGUAAUUAAUUCACAACUGAUACAGAGAACGCCGGUGGCUUUUUGAAAAUAAAUAAACAUUUUUUU
This is a messenger RNA of Fopius arisanus, 1773 nucleotides long. RefSeq names its product putative ammonium transporter 3 (gene Amt). Gene Ontology annotation, molecular function: ammonium channel activity. NCBI's taxonomy places the organism in Eukaryota, Metazoa, Arthropoda, Insecta, Hymenoptera, Braconidae. Gene Ontology annotation, cellular component: plasma membrane. The transcript is spliced from 5 exons. Bases 96 to 1658 code for a protein of 520 amino acids. The record is from RefSeq and is a predicted model, not a curated record. Gene Ontology annotation, biological process: ammonium homeostasis; ammonium transmembrane transport.